AUGCUACAUCAUCUCGUGUGCAAAUACACCUCCAGGCCAUUCAAAUGGCUGUUCACGGCUUUUAUUGACUUCUCCUCUGCAUUCGACACAAUCACCAGAAACCGCCUGUGGGAUAAGCUCACAGAGACCAACACUGAUAAGAGACUCCUAGCUUUGAUACAAGAACUAUACUCCAACACAACGUUGAGGGGAUUCGUCUCUCCCAUUAAGAGGCUGGUUUUCCCAAAGGCAGCCCGAAAGCAGGCUCUGAGGAUUAGCAGCGUGUACCGGCGCCCUCUCCACUCAGUCCUUCUGUACCCUCCGGAUUACCUCAUUGACCCCCAGAUCCUCCUCCAUGACUAUGUGGAAAAGGAAGUGAAGUUUUUAGGUCACCUGACUUGGGUCAACACUUCCUUGAACCCUUCCAGUCGUGAUGAGCUUUUGCAGCUACUGGACACCGCCCGGCAACUCAAGGAGCUUCCUUCGAAGACGACCCCCGAGCAGGACAGCAUCCUGAGCCUCUCCGCCCGCUGCCUGCUCCUCACCUGGAGGGACAACGAGGAGCUCAUCUUGAGGAUCCCCACGCACGAAAUUGCGGCUUGCUCGUACCUGCGGGAUGACGCCCUGCACCUCCUGGUGCUCAAAACAGCGCCCAGCCCAGAAGCCUACUGCAACCUCAUCAUCCUGGCGGUGGCCAACAGGGACACAGCCGAGGAAUCGUGUGCGCUGAUCUGCCAAGUUUUCCAGAUCAUUUACGGCGAUCAAACCAUCGAGUGCGUAGACCGGGCCGGCUAUCACUACACGUCCACCCCGAAACGCCCGUGGCUGAACAGCCGGAGUGAUAGCUGUCGGACAGAUGGGACAUACGGAUAUGAUGCCGAUUUUAGCUGCUGUAGCUCCUUCGACGGCUCCCACGAAACCUUCGAAGCCUGCUGCAGUGACACCUCCUCUCCCUCCUUUCGCCGUUCCCAUCACAGCCUUGCGACCGCUGGCAGCGGGAGUGACCACAGCAGUGCUGGCUUGGAGCAGCUGCAGGACUACAUGAUCACGCUGAGGAACAAAUUGACACCCCAGGAAAUCCAGCAGUUUGCGAUGUUGCUCCGGGAGUACCGGAUGGGCCUCGCCAUGGAGGCUUACUGUGCUGGCCUUCUCCGGCUUUACGGGGAGAAACGGAAGUUCCUUCUGUUGGGAAUGCGGCCAUUCAUUCCUGAUCAAGAUAUUGGAUACUUUGAGAAUUUCCUGGAGAACCUUGGCAUCCGGGAAGGGGGGAUCCUGACCGACAGCUUCGGGCGCAUCAAGCGGAGCAUGAGCACCACCUCGGCCUCAGCCAUGCGCAGCUACGACAGCUGGUCCUUGCACUCCGAGUCGGGGUCCUUCAACCGCAUGAUCACUGACAUCACUCACGACAUUGAAGCCCUGGCACAGGAGGAAGAGGAGGAGGAAGAGGAGGAGGAGGAAGAAGAAGGCAACCAUGAUGGAGAUGAUGAAGAGAACUACCUGUGAGAAGAACAACAGUCUGACCUGAAAGAAGGAUGAUGACAGACGGUCAUGAAUCAGAAAAAUUGUGAUUUGCUUUGAUUUGUGAUUCGUCAAG
This is a messenger RNA of Pogona vitticeps (central bearded dragon), 1573 nucleotides long. The record is from RefSeq and is a predicted model, not a curated record. NCBI's taxonomy places the organism in Eukaryota, Metazoa, Chordata, Lepidosauria, Squamata, Agamidae.